AUGCAUUUAUCAAAAAGUAUAAAUAAAUUAACAUUAGAUUCAUUAACUUCAGAUAAUCAUAAUCUACAAAAAUCAAUAACAAAUAAUUCAACAUUAAUAAAUUCAAAUGAUUAUUAUAAUCCAAAUGAUACAAAUGAAAUUUUAAAUUUCCCCUCCAUAAAUAUUAAAAAUAUAGAUUAUGAAUUUUUAGAAAAAAAUUAUCAAAUUUUUAAACAUUAUCCAUCAUAUAUUCAUAAUUCAAAUAUUACUACUCCUGAUUUAAGAGAUUUAAUAGUUGAUAAACCAAUAUAUAAUGAAGCAAAUAAACAUGUUAAAAAGAAGAAGAAAAAAAGAGUUAAAGGUGGUUGUGGGGACUUAAGAGAAUCAAGAAGAUUGAGAAAAGAACGAAAAGAACAACGUAAAGAAUUAUAUAAUGAACAAAAGGAACAACUCAAAGAAAUGAAACAAGAAAUAAAAAAUUUACAUAAUGAUCAAAAACAAGAACGUAAAGAUUUUAGACAACAACAACUAGUAGGAAGUAAUAUUAAAAAAUCUUAUUGUGGUCAUUAUUCUAAAAAAAUUAAUAAUAUAAAUAAUGCAAAUGGUGGUAGUAAUGAUAUAAUUCAAAAUUCAGGUCAAAUAAACCCUUAUCAAAUGAAAACUCAAUUUUCGGAAAAUACUGAUAAUACAAUGUCAAGAUCAAAUUCUCAAUUUACUCAAACAAAUGAUUUUAAUUAUGAUUCAGAAACUGAUGAAAUUGAUGAUUUUAAUAAUACUGGUAGUAAUAAUAAAUCAUUAUAUAAACAACAAACUAAUAAUAAUCAAAAUAAUAAUUAUAAUGUGGGUUAUGAUUCUGAAAAAACUGAAGUUGAAAAUGAAGAUGAUCAAUUUAAUCCAAUUUUUUUUAAUAAUCCAUUUGAAAUGGGUAAAAAAAUUCCAUCAACUAUAUCAAUGUCAAAAUCUUCUUCCUUUAAUAAUUAUACAACCACCACCACCAAUAAUAAUAAUAAUAAUAAUAAUGGUUAUAAUUAUCCCUCAUUUAAUUCAAGAAAUAACUCAAUAAAUAUUCCAAAUAAUUUAAAUCCUUUACAACCAUUACAUCUGAAUACUACCAUUAAUGGAUCAAAAAGAAGAUCAUCAUCAAUUACUUCAAUCAACAGUAGUCAAAAUGGGUCACAAAAUAGAUAUAAUAAUAGUAAUGGUAAUUGUGCAUCAACUACAAUGACUAGUAUACAACCAAGAAGAUCAACUUCAAUAGCAUCAAAAUUUAUGAAUAUGUUUACAAGUACUAGUCAUAAUUCUAAUAACUCAAAUCAAAAUCAAAAUCAUAAUAAUACAUCAGAUGAAGAUCAACAAUUUAAUAGUGAAGGAUCAACAGAAAAUGAAGAAAAAUUAAUAAUUGAUGAUAUUGGAUCAUUUAAUAGUAGUGGAGGUGGUAAUGGAAUGAAUAGAAAAGGCUCAAUAAUAAAUCAUAAAUUAAAUCAUCAAAAUAAUUUACAACCUUUUAAUAGUAAUGGUAUACAAAAUCAAUAUCAACAACAAUUACCAACUUAUAAUCAAUUUAAACAACAUCAACCUCAACAAUUUGAACUGUAUCCAAUUCAAAAAUCAAAUACUUUUGAUCAAACAAAAUCUUCAAAAACUACUUUAAAAAAUAAAUUAAAAAUGAAAUUAACUAAUGAAUCUAGAAGAUAUAGUGAACAAUUUGAAGUUGUUACAGAAAAUGUCACAAAUGGUCAUACUGGGGAAGUACAAACCAUUCAAUAUACUCAAUCUCAAAUGGUUGGUCAUGGAUCAUUUGGAGUUGUUUUCCAAACUCAAAUAAUGCCAACUAAUGAAAUUUGUGCAAUGAAAAGAGUAUUACAAGAUAAAAGAUUUAAAAAUAGAGAAUUAGAAAUUAUGAAAACUGUUCAUCAUAGAAAUAUUGCUGAUUUAAAAUAUUUUUUUUAUACAAAUAAUGAUAAAAAUGAAUUAUAUCUUAAUUUAAUUUUAGAAUUUGUACCUGAAACUUUAUAUAAAGCAUCCCAUUAUUAUGUAUCAAAAAGAUUAAAUAUGCCAUCAUUAGAAAUUAAAUUAUAUACUUAUCAAAUGUUUAGAGCUUUAAAUUAUAUUCAUAGUAUGAAAAUUUGUCAUAGAGAUAUAAAACCUCAAAAUUUAUUAAUAAAUCCUUCAACUGGUGAAUUAAAAUUAUGUGAUUUUGGUUCAGCAAAAAAAUUACUGCCUGAUGAACCAAAUGUUUCAUAUAUAUGUUCAAGAUAUUAUAGAGCUCCUGAAUUAAUAUUUGGUGCAACAAAUUAUACAACAAAAAUAGAUGUUUGGAGUGCAGGAUGUGUAAUGGCUGAAUUAAUCUUGGGGCAACCAUUAUUUCCAGGAGAAUCAGGUAUUGAUCAAUUAGUUGAAAUUAUUAAAAUAUUAGGUACACCAUCAAAAGAUCAAAUUAAAAAUAUGAAUCCUAAUUAUAUGGAACAUAGAUUCCCACAAAUAAAACCAAUACCAUUACAUAAAAUUUUCAAAAAAAUGAAUAAUGAUUGUAUACAAUUUUUAAUUAAAGUUUUACAAUAUUCACCAAUUGAAAGAAUUAAUUGUAUACAAGCAAUGAUUGAUCCAUAUUUUGAUGAAUUAAGAAAUGAACAAACAAAAUUACCAAAUUAUAGAAAAUUAUUUAGUCAACAAUUUCAUCAUCAUCAUAAUUCUAGUAAUAAUAAUGGUUCAAUAAAUGGUGGUCAUUCAAAUGCUGCUCAAUAUCAAUUAUAUAAUAAUCAACCAGAUUUAAAAAAUUUACCUGAAUUAUUUGAUUUUGAUGAAUUAGAAUUAUCAGUUGAACCGAAUUUAAAUCAUAAAUUAAUUCCACAAUGGAAACAAGAACAAAAUCAACAACAAAAUCAUAAUCAAGAAAAUUAUCAACAACCACCACAACAACAACAACAAGCACAACAAUAA
Messenger RNA from Lodderomyces jiufengensis, 2919 nucleotides. Its product is annotated as GSK family serine/threonine-protein kinase. Lineage: Eukaryota; Fungi; Ascomycota; Pichiomycetes; Serinales; Debaryomycetaceae. The coding region runs from base 1 to 2919 and encodes 972 amino acids. Gene Ontology annotation, molecular function: protein serine/threonine kinase activity; protein serine/threonine/tyrosine kinase activity; ATP binding. Gene Ontology annotation, cellular component: cytoplasm. Gene Ontology annotation, biological process: protein phosphorylation; signal transduction. The transcript is spliced from 2 exons. The record is from RefSeq and is a predicted model, not a curated record.